GCCAGUGGAGCGCCGAUCCGGCCCGAUCGGAGGCGGGUUGGAUGUGAUCGGGUGCGAUUGCGGGGCCCUGGCAGGAGCCGCACCUCGGACAGCAGCGGCCGCCGCGCCCCCCGACCGACCGACCGACCGAGCGAGCGACACCCCGACGGGACCCACCCCGACGCCACAGGGACUGAGGUGCCGAUCGGCCGCGCGGAAGCCUCCCGUCCGUGCGCCGACCGCCCGAGCGGGAGUCGAGAGGAGCCGGCCCGGUCGGGGCCGACCGGUCACCAUGCGGAAGGGGCCGCCCGCGGACCCCGAGGCGGCCGACCUGUUCGCCCGAGAUGAUCCCGAGGAGAUUUUCGUGGGCCUGCACGAAAUCGGGCAUGGGAGUUUCGGAGCCGUGUACUUCGCCACCAAUUCCCACACCGGCGAGGUGGUGGCCGUUAAGAAGAUGUCUUACGGCGGGAAGCAGACGAACGAGAAAUGGCAGGACGUCCUCAAGGAGGUCAAGUUCUUACGCCGGCUGAAACACCCCAACACCAUCGAGUACAAAGGUUGUUACUUGAAAGAACACACGGCCUGGUUGGUGAUGGAGUACUGCCUGGGCUCAGCCUCCGACCUGUUAGAAGUUCAUAAGAGGCCGCUUCGGGAAGUGGAGAUAGCCGCCAUCGCGCACGGCGCCUUGCAGGGGCUGGCCUACCUGCACUCUCGUACUCUGAUCCACCGGGACAUUAAAGCCGGAAACAUCCUGCUGACGGAGCCCGGCCAGGUGAAGCUGGCCGAUUUCGGAUCCGCCUCCGUAGCUUCUCCCGCCAACUCUUUCGUGGGGACGCCGUAUUGGAUGGCUCCGGAGGUCAUCUUGGCCAUGGACGAGGGGCAGUACGACGGGAAAGUGGACGUCUGGUCUCUCGGGAUCACGUGCAUCGAGUUGGCGGAACGGAAGCCCCCCCUCUUCAACAUGAACGCGAUGAGUGCCUUAUAUCACAUAGCCCAGAACGAUUCCCCGACGCUGCAGUCCGACGAAUGGACGGACUCCUUUAGAGGAUUCGUCGAUUACUGCUUGCGGAAGAUACCUCACGAGCGACCGGCGUCGGUGGAUCUCUUACGGCACGACUUUGUCCGCCGGGACCGGCCGGUCCGCGUCCUGACGGACCUCAUCCAGAGGACCAAAGAUGCCGUCCGCGAGCUGGACAACCUGCAGUACCGGAAAAUGAAGAAGAUCCUCUUCCAAGAGUCCCGGAACGGGCCCCUGAACGAGUCCCAGGAAGACGAAGGAGAGGGCGAGGCGGGGUCCGGCUCGAGCGGGCGCGUGGGCAGCCUGGACAGCGACCGCUCCGUCCCGAGCGCGUCGGUCAGCACCAGCAGCCGCAGCAGCAGCCUCGCCAGCGUCACCAGCGUCCAGGACCUCGCCGACGAGGCCGCCGACCCGCUCCCGCCGCACGACUCCCACGACCCCGCCGCCGGCGGGGGAGCCCGGCAGGCCGGCACCGUCCGCUCCGUGCCCGCGCACAAGAAGGAUCAUGUCUUCUUAAGGUAUGAGGUGGGCCACAAGGAAUCCCGGCCCGAGCCGCCGCCUUCUCAGCCCGUCCACGGCCGGGCCCUCUGCUACCGGAACCGAGAGCGUUUCGCCACGAUCAGAUCGGCAUCUUUGGUUACACGCCAGAUCCAUGAGCAUGAGCAGGAGAACGAAUUGCGCGAACAGAUGUCAGGUUAUAAGCGGAUGCGGCGUCAGCACCAGAAGCAGCUGAUCGCCCUGGAGAACAAGCUGAAGGCCGAGAUGGACGAGCACCGCCUGAAGCUGCAGAAGGAGGUGGAGACCCAGGCCAACAACUCGUCCAUCGAGCUGGAGAAGCUCGCCAAGAAGCAAGUGGCCAUCAUAGAGAAGGAGGCGAAGACGGCCGCAGCCGACGAGAAGAGGUUCCAGCAACAGAUCUUGGCCCAGCAGAAGAAAGACUUGACGACCUUCUUAGAGAGCCAGAAGAAGCAGUACAAGAUUUGCAAGGAGAAGAUAAAGGAGGAGCUGAACGAGGAUCACAGCACACCCAGGAAAGAGAAGCAGGAGCGGAUUUCGAAGCAUAAAGAGAACCUGCAGCACACCCAGGCCGAGGAGGAGGCGCACCUCCUCUCCCAGCAGAGACAGUACUACGAUAAAAACUGCCGUUUCUUCAAGCGGAAGACGAUGAUCAGGAGGCACGAGAUGGAGCAGCAGAACAUUCGGGAGGAGCUGAACAAGAAGAGGACGCAGAAGGAGAUGGAGCACGCCAUGCUGAUCCGGCACGACGAGUCGACGCGGGAGCUGGAAUACCGGCAGCUGCACGUGCUGCAGAAGCUGCGCUUGGACCUCAUCCGCCUGCAGCACCAGACCGAGCUCGAGAACCAGCUCGAGUACAACAAGAGGCGGGAGAGGGAGUUGCACAGGAAGCACGUCAUGGAGCUGCGGCAGCAGCCCAAGAACUUGAAGGUCAUGGAAUUGCAGAUCAAAAAGCAGUUCCAGGACACUUGCAAAGUCCAGACCAAGCAGUAUAAAGCACUGAAGAAUCACCAGUUGGAAGUUACUCCAAAGAAUGAGCACAAAACCAUCCUGAAGACCCUGAAGGACGAGCAGACGAGGAAGCUGGCCAUCCUAGCCGAGCAGUACGAGCAGAGCAUAAACGAGAUGAUGGCUUCUCAGGCGUUACGGCUGGACGAGGCUCAGGAGGCGGAGUGCCAGGCCCUGCGACUGCAGCUCCAGCAGGAGAUGGAGCUGCUCAACGCCUACCAGAGCAAGAUCAAGAUGCAGACGGAGGCCCAGCACGAGCGGGAGCUCCAGAAGCUCGAGCAGAGGGUGUCUCUGCGCAGGGCCCAUCUGGAGCAAAAGAUCGAAGAGGAGCUGGCCGCCCUGCAGAAGGAACGCAGCGAGAGGAUCAAAAACCUCCUGGAAAGGCAAGAGCGAGAGAUUGAAACUUUCGACGUGGAGAGUCUCGGAAUGGGAUUCGGGAAUUUGGUCACAUUAGAUUACCCUAAGGAGGACUACAGAUGAGAUUAAAUUUCUUUCCUUUUUUUUGUUUUUUUUGCCAUUUACAGAAAAAACAAACAAACCCCCCCCCCCAAUAAAAACCCAAACCGACCCCCCCCCCCACCACCACAAAACAAACCGACCCAACGAAACAGAAACGGAAACGAAACCCCGCAAAACCACAUUCCCCAUUGGAAGGGGCGUUGCUCUCGUGCGCUCUGUCUCUCUCCCUCUGUAUCUCUCUCUAUCUCUCUCUUACUGUUACUGACAUCGUGUCGGACCUAGUGCCUGUACCUUCUAGUCCAUCAGGACCUCCCCGCCUCCCCCUCGCCCCGCCGCCCCCCCCCCGUCCGCCCCCCGCUCCCCUCCCCGUGUCCAAUUUCGGGGCAGGCCCACGCCUCGCCCCCUUAGACCCGUAGUACGUCACAGUGUUGAAGUGAUUCAAAACGUUUCAGCGAAAACUUUGGAGACAGUUGCAAACCAAACCGACGACGACAGAAAAAAAAAAAAAAAGAGUGGAUGGAUGUCGCUUUGAGAAAUCACUCAUUGCCACCGAUCUCUGAAAGUAAAGCAAAAAAAAAAAUACCCUAUAUAUAUGUAUAUGUACAUAGGCAUACAUAUAUAUAUAUGAUAGAUGCCAAGGAGGAGAGAGACACAAUGUCCGCAGCCUUACACCUUUAACUAGCUGCUGCAUUCUUUUAUUUUAUUUAAUUUUUUUGGUAUUUAUUCAUCAGGAAUUAAAAAAAAAAUACAAAGUUUUAUUAAAGAUUGAGAAAUUUGAUACAUUUUACAGAAACUAAUUGUGAUGUACA
Ornithorhynchus anatinus (platypus) is the source of this 3789-nucleotide messenger RNA. It is a transcript of the gene TAOK3, whose product is annotated as TAO kinase 3. Lineage: Eukaryota; Metazoa; Chordata; Mammalia; Monotremata; Ornithorhynchidae. The coding region runs from base 272 to 3001 and encodes 909 amino acids. The record is from RefSeq and is a predicted model, not a curated record. The transcript is spliced from 20 exons. Gene Ontology annotation, biological process: execution phase of apoptosis; protein phosphorylation. Gene Ontology annotation, molecular function: ATP binding; protein kinase activity.